CCAUACAGCGCAAAACUACCUAGUUGCUAGGAAGUGAUUAUCUCCCCUCGUGUUUGUUUACGUGAUUGGUCAUAAUCGAUUCUCCUAGUUACGUCCGGGGAUUUCGUCCUGUCGAUGUCGGUGUUAAACGGCAACAUUCAAUAAUCUGAACUCACAAUGUCGUACGACGUGAAAUACGCGCUGGCUCGUCCGUGCAGCCAGAGCAUCUACAACCGCACUCCGCCGAUCGUGGACAGGAUGUCUGCCGUGUCCACCCUCAACCGCAUCGCCAUCGUCGUCUGCGAGCGACUCAUGCUGCUGAUGAACAACACGGAGCUAGUCAAACACAGGAGGAUGACCUGCAUGGACGACGUCCUGCUGUUCCUCGGCGGCAACCACGACGACGUGGGGCUGUAUGGCGACAGGGGCGACUUCUACAGACGCAAGCUGGCCGAGGAGAUCUACACGGCGUUUGCCGUGCACGGCGUGACGCACGAAAACGUCAUGUCGGUGGUGAUGGGCGCCAUUAAACUAGAACGCGAUACCAGGCUGAUUAUCGAGCAAGGCGGCUUAGAAAGAGGAGUGGCGCCCCCUGUCAGUAUCGAUGACACUGUGUUGGAUAUUCUGGCACGCAUUGCCAAUAUGAAUUGAUCGCACCAAUGGUUUACCAUAAUAUGAUACUGAUAUUUUGAAGAUUUUAAUGGCGUUAAAAACUGCAUAGCAAUUCUUUUCAUUCAAUUACUAGAAUCUUACAGAAAUAUUGUACAUGUGAUUUGCUUGGUCGUUACUUUGUAUAGAGAUAAGCCUGUGGGUGCCUGUAAACCCUAUAGUACAUAAUAUAUAUGUUUAGUCUACGCAUUUCCCUCUUCUGUUGAUAAAUAUUCCAUUAUUUCCCCUUACAUCAUGCUUUAGAUUAAAAUCUUUACCAGAAUAGUCACAAAUUGAUAGAGCGAAUAUAAGGAUGUUAAUUCAGUUUUGUUUAAAUACACUCUAGCAAUUGUGUUUAGAACGAAAACAAAAUCUUGCAUCUUAUAUAAAAAGAAAGAAAAAGCAGGCCCCUAGGAUGGGUGUCAUGCGUCUCCCACGUGAGGACGACGUGUACAUUUUUUGUUGUUCUACUCUAUAUAAAAAAAAUAUGGCUUGUCCCUCCCCCACUAGGGUUUGUGAUAUCGUUCUUACGGGCCUGGAAAGAAGGAAUUUAAUAUGCAGACCUUCCUCCUGAAUGUUUAAGUGUGUAUAAAAUAUGUGUAAUAUGUA
Messenger RNA from Gigantopelta aegis, 1236 nucleotides. RefSeq lists its product as uncharacterized. Bases 157 to 630 code for a protein of 157 amino acids. Lineage: Eukaryota; Metazoa; Mollusca; Gastropoda; Neomphalida; Peltospiridae. The record is from RefSeq and is a predicted model, not a curated record. The transcript is spliced from 2 exons.